AGCCAUUUGGCUCAAGCCGCUUGCCUUUUUUUGCUCCCUGCGCAGGGAGGCACCACAGGGGGGGGGGCUGGGCGGCGCGCCCCCCUCCCCCCCCUACGCCGCGCCGCUCCCGGCGAUUGGUUCCCCCCCCGGGAUGCCCCGAGUGCCUCUGAAUCACUUCACGACGCGGACCGACGUCAUGCAGCACGACGCGGAGGAUGCCGAUGACUAUCUGCACCAGGGGGCAACGAACGGCCGCAGCAUCAGCGGCCGCUCUGGCGCGAUCUACCGUUCCUGGCGCUCCCCGGAGGCGGCCCGUGCCCAAGGCCUAGAGUGGCUGGAGUGGCUGGGCCUGCAGGGCCUCUUCGCCGAGCAGCGCAGCGGCAGGGGCACGUCCUGGUCAUACGUGGGCGACGGGAGGGGGGCCUACGAGCAAUUGGAGGAGUUCCGCUUUGUCGGCGAGGGCGCGGGCAGCUUCGACAAGCAGGAGGACACCGUGAUCAGACCGUCGAGUGUCAAGCCUGGCUGCAUGUUCUUCGGCCUGCUGCUCAUCGGCUUGAUGCUUGUCUCCACUGUGCUGGCGGUAGGGCUGUACAGCGCGAGCUCGCCCAAGGCGCCCACGGAGAAGCCAAAGGUCUUAAAGCUGGCGCAGGCGCAGCAGGUGCAGACAACGCUGCUGGCUGCCGCGAGCGCUGGGGAUGCCGAGCUGCAGGUCGCAUCAGAGGAAGGGUUCGAGGUGGGCGAUUCGGUCAUCAUCUCCGACGGGUACAGUAGCUCCGAGACGAAGACGAUCAGCGCCUUCGGCUCGAUCCUGCUGGGCUCGCCGCUGGAGAGGCCGUUCGCGGAGGGCUCUGCGGUGACCAAGGCGCCCCGCGCCUCCGGGGACGUCCUGCUCAGCGAGCCGGCGCACGCCGGAGAUAACGAGCUCCAGGUAUCCUCCUUUGGCGACCUGGCUGUGGGCGCGACCGUCCAGAUCGGCAGGCACAGAAGUGACACAAGGACUGUAGUGGCGCUCAAGUGGAAGCACAGGGUGGUGGUGGCUCCUGCCCUGCAGCGGGCCUACUCCAACGGCACCCGCGUCGCGUUCCUGGCCCGUGGCUCAGAGCCGACUCAGACCACAUUGACUACAUUGACGACGGUAACUACAACCGCGAUAUCCACAACAAGUACAACCGCGAUAUCCACAACAACUUCAGUGACCUCAUCUACGUCUUCGCCACUCUAUGAGUGCAAAGUGGAAUCGGACGACGAAGCCAUGCUGCACUGGUCGGCCAUCCACCAGGCGUACUGCUGCGAGACCCACGGCUUGGCCUGCAGGGCCGAGACCACGGUAACCUCCACGACUUCGUUCUACGACUGCGGUGUUGGGAGGUCUGACUGGGAGUUUGGUUGGACGCCGAUGAAGCUGGCAUGGUGCUGCGGCCGCGACAGGAACUUGUCCUCCUGCCCGCUCGUGGGCACCUCCGCGCCGUUCGACUGCGCCGCUGGGCUGUCGAACUGGGAGAGGGGCUGGUCCACCUGGAAGCAGGAGUGGUGCUGCCGGAACCAGGCCGUCGCGUGCUCCUACAGCUGCGAGGCGUCCGAGGAGGAGCAGGAGUCAUGGACGUCCGCGAAGCGCGAGUGGUGCUGCAAGCAAUGGGGUCGCGGCUGCGAACGCCGGCAGCCCGACGCCGGCACGACUUGCGACGGCGGCCUCAACUUCUCGGACGUGGCCUACUCGAACCUGGGAGACCAGGGGCCGGACUUCGGCUUCGAGCCCGCCGUCCGGUACAGGAAUGUCUGCGAGGUGAACAGCCAGCCCAUUGACUUGGUGCUCCGUGCAGCGGGCGAGUACGAGCCCGCCCUGGCGCGCCACAACGGCCACAAUGGGCUCGUGGGCAGGAUCAAUAUCAAGUACGGCACAAGUGUCGACUUGAUCUUCGCUUUCAUGGAAGCUGGUGGGGACGUGCCCGUUCAGGUGCCCCGCGUCUUCUUCACACUGCUCGACAUUGACCGCAGCGAGGUGGAGAUGGACGCGGAGUCGGUGUUGAUCAAGAAUUUCUCGUUGUUCUACCUCGACAACGACACCACGGUGCACUACCAGCCCGUCGGCCCGGGCGGCGCCAGGUUCAGCUCGACCAGGAUGGGAGACCUGACGGACAACCCGUCGAACAUGUCCAACUUGUCCGCGGCGCAGCGGAGGAAGGCGGUGACGCUCCUCUUCCUGAACACGUCGUCGUUCCCCGUGAGUUUCGAGGCGUCCGGGAAGAAGAAGGCUCAGGGCCGGGUCUUUAUGUUCGGCGGGAAGCGUGACCUCAGCGCCUCGCACGGCACGCUGGUCGGCCCCUGGGGCCCCGGCUGGAGCGACUCGCCAGAUCGCGCGGCCACGGCCGAUGGAGGCCAGAAGCCGGAACGCCCUGCACAGGAUGCCGGGGCCGCGCGGCUGACCUGCAGGCUGGACUGCUCCGUCGACGGCGCUGCGCGGCCUGUCAAGCUGCACGUGGGCCGCGCCGGGGACUCCUUUGUGCCGAGGCACGCGGCAACUACCGACUUGGAUCGCGAGGCGUGCGCGUCGGCGUGCUUGGCCACCCCGGGCUGCGACGGCGUCGCCUAUGGCAACGGCACUUGCUACGGAGUAUGGGAUGUGCGCACCAGCGAGUGCAAGCGAGGCGACAUCGGCGACUACCAGACACAGUUUUUGACCGGGCGGCCGUGGGGCAGGUGCGCGCUGGUCGCCGACGCGCACCUGGUGACCUUCGACCGCAUGUACGGGCCGGACCUGGCCGAGUACGAGCCAGCGGAUUACCAUUUGGUGAGGUCAGACCACCUGGAAGUCCAGGCUCGGCUUGGCCGCACUGCGGCCUCUCCCGAGGCGAGCGCCAUCGUUGGCAUCGCGGUGACUGGAGCGCUGCUCGGCGGCCGCGCCCUGGUGGCCGAGUACCUCGGCCCAGCCCUGGGGCGCCGCGGCUUCCGCGUCACGUGGGACGGCGAGGAGAUCCUGGCCGAGUACCCGUCCAGGUACCGGGCCGCGGACGGCGUCCUGUCGGCGAGGCACUGGCGAGGAGACCCCGCGUGGAGGCACUGGCAGGCGCGGAACAUCCUGAGCAACUAUAGCGAUUCUCUGCCGUCUUACUUCUUCGAGUUCCCCCCGCAUUUGGAAGUCCACAUGCUGCUGGGCCCCGACAGCUGCGGCGUGAUCCUGGCGAUGCAGAAGCUAGGGGUGGGCCAGGAAGGGCUGUGCGGCAAUUUCAACUGCGACGGGAUCGACGAUGCCUACAUGCUCAUCGAGGACCGUGGUCGCGUGGCCCCAGUGCAGACAGGCGAGAGCCUCUUUCGUUCGGUUGGCGCUGGUCAAGACAAUGCGGAGUUCAAGCACCAGCAGCGUCAGCGUCGUAAGCAAUUGUUUGAUGAUGCCAGAGAGGCAUGCGCUGCCGACUUGCUGUGGGAGGCGAAGCAGGCGUGCAUUGAGGCGCAUCCCAAGUCGGGUCUGCAGGGCAGCUGCGUUGCGGAGGCGUGUGCCGCGAAUUCUACCGGGUUGCUCGAGAUGCAGGCAGCUAUCCAGAGGCUGGAGCCCGGGCUGCUGGCGCCGAGGUAGCGCGCUACGUGCGGCCCUGCCGCCUGUCGGGGAGCGCGGGGUUUGGGCACGUCGGGGAGCGGUUGGACACUGUGUCGCACGCUGUUUGUUAAUGUUCGCCGUGCAUCUGCAAGGCAGCGGUAGCGCUCGUGCGGACAAAGACGUCCGCAUGGAGCGCGCGUCCUUUGCAUUAUUUGCCUACCUGUCCGCGAGUCGCGCUAUCAGUUGCCAGACUCGUAAGAGAAGUGACAGCAGCCAGCCCGACGUCGUGCACUUGCAACCGAAA
Prorocentrum cordatum is the source of this 3818-nucleotide messenger RNA. The record is from the annotation of a GenBank genome assembly. NCBI's taxonomy places the organism in Eukaryota, Dinophyceae, Prorocentrales, Prorocentraceae.